Synchiropus splendidus (mandarinfish) is the source of this 4056-nucleotide messenger RNA. RefSeq names its product nephronophthisis 1 (gene nphp1). Gene Ontology annotation, cellular component: cilium; cytoplasm. Bases 407 to 2686 code for a protein of 759 amino acids. Gene Ontology annotation, biological process: protein localization involved in establishment of planar polarity. The record is from RefSeq and is a predicted model, not a curated record. Lineage: Eukaryota; Metazoa; Chordata; Actinopteri; Syngnathiformes; Callionymidae. Gene Ontology annotation, molecular function: protein binding. The transcript is spliced from 19 exons.
GACGAAGUGUGAAUUCCUGUCUGACUCGGGACACUUCACAAGUCAUUCAUAGCACACACUUCUCGCUCUGAAGUGCAUUAGUUAGCUGCAACACAAUGCUCAUGUUAAACUGCGGGACCUCCGGCACACGAGAUGGCGCUAUUGUCAAAGUGGUCUGUUUGUAAGACGCCAGGCUCGUUGGUGUUGAGAAGUGUAGAUAGUUUGCUUGCUUUUCACAAAUGAAGCAAAUGUUUGUUUUUUUUUUGCGGUUAAGAAAUGCAACUCACUCUGUCGACUAGGGAGUGACGAGUUGUUCUCGAAGCGACAAAGAAGCUCGCGGUUGCCUGGCAACAAGCGACGGCAGCGUCUGUCACUCGGCGAAGCUAGCGGCUAGCUGGAGGAGCAGCGAGACACGGCCGAGGAGAACAUGCCUUUCAAAAGGAGGGGGCCGCUGCAGUCGUUACAGAGGGACGUGGACGCCAUCAAACGACAGGUUUGCCAACGACUACUGUCCAAUAAAGUCUACUUCCUGGGAAAACGACUGUGUUUACGUCUCACAACAUCUCACGUCAAGUGCGGACGUCGGCUGUUUUGGAGCGAGGUUGACAAUCUGUUGAAAGAAGUUCGAGUUAAAACCACGGAGGAGACACUUCAGAGAUGUCAAGAACUUAUAAUGUCAGCAGAGAAAGCGCUGAAGACGCUGAACACACUGACGAAGGCAGAUGAGUCUGCACCAGUGGGCAGUUAUGAUCAGAGGAAACAAGAGCAGGAGAAGCGACUGCGGCACAUUUGUGAGAUACUAAACCACCUGUCUCUGGAACUGUCGCCGCCUGGACCAAGCAAAGCAACCGGAGAUUCCUCAAAGGACUCCAGUGAAGAUGCUGGUGGUGAUGAAGAGGAGGAGGAGGAGGAGGAGGAGGAGGAAGAGGAGAGUUCUGUCGUGUCACUGGUCUCCCAGCUUCCUGUCUACACAGUCCUGAGUGAGUUCAAGGGAGAGCAGGACGGAGAUCUGUCGGUUCAGAAGGGGGAGGUGUUGAGGAUAAUCAGGAAAACGGGCGACGGCUGGUGGCUGGCUCAGAACCCCAGCGGAGACAAGGGAGUUGUGCCCAGAACCUAUUUAAAGACGUGUUCUGGUGCCAGUGAGGAUGAUGAGGAGGAGGAGGAGGAGGAUGAUGAUGACGAGGAUGAUGUAGAGGAGGAGGCGUCUGAGGAGGAAGAGGACGAAGAAGAGGCUGAGGACAGGAAGAGUGAAGCUGCGUCGUCCAACUGGUCGACGGUCAGGAAAGCGCUGACGGAGAUCGAUGCCACCGAUGUCCUCUCUGCCAUGGGUGCCAUUCCGUCGGGAUUCAGACCGUCAACUCUGAACAAACUGCUGCAGGAGGAAGGCCUCAGAUACAGAGCGAGUCAUUACAUCCAGCCGCAGCUCAGCCAGUCACAGCUCUCCUUCAGCGACCUCUUCCUGGAGCCGGACUCCGGCCGGGUCCGUCCGCGCCAGGUCCGGACCUGCGUCUGCUUCACGCUGUGGGGCUGCAGGAUGAUCCCCACUCCAGGAGUCGGGGUGCAGGUCCUGAGCAGACACAUCCGUUUCUGUGCUUUCGAUGGAACUCAGGUGCUGAGCAACAUCCACACCGUCAGAGCCACCUACAGCCCCAAGAGUCCGAAGACGUGGACCUUCUCUCCUCGGGUGGCUGGAAUCCUCCCCACCCUCCUGGAUGGCGACUGCUUCCUGCGCUGCAGCUCCUCGUCUCCGGAUCUGGGCCUCCUGUUUGAGCUGGGGGUCUCGUUCAUCCGAAAUGUAAGGACACCCACACGUCUCUGUUUCCACGCACCCGAAGCAUCUAAGAGUAAGAAUGAGGGGACAUGCUGGGAUGACGUCAGUGUGGGGUGCAGAAGCGUGGUUUCUCAGCACGUUCCAAGUUCCUGCCGUGUGUGUCAGUCGACAGGUGAGCGAGGAGACCUGAGCUGUGGAUGGACCUUCCUCAAACUGACCGAUGAUGCUGGGAAUCCACUUCCAAACAGGACGUACGAGCUGCAGGUGAAUGGAGGAACUCCGUACGAGAAGGACGUGGGCGUGGACACGGCUCACGCCCGAGACUCUCCAGCCUCCGUCUUCCAUCAGAUGCUUCAGAGCCGCCGGCAGCCCAAGCUGAUCCUGAAGCUGAGAUCGGUGAAGAGCCAGACCCGAGCGCAGCUCAGCCUGCUGCCGGACACCCUGCUGCACUGCCUGAGCUGCGUCCCGCUGCUGGCGCUGCACCGGCAACUCCUGGCCGACGCGCUGCUCAUGGACCGCCCCACCAUGCAGAACGCUGAUCUGAUCUCCAGUCCCGUGCUGUCCACCUUCCCGCUGCUGCUGGAGCAGUCCGACCUGCUGGACGCGGUCAGGAGCGCCUGGCUGGAGGCUGAGACGCACAUGAGCAGAGCACAGAAGCGAGACCCGUCCUACCUGAAGCAGGAGUUCACCAAAGUCUACAUGUCGUCCGGCUACUUCCUCCUCCGCUCGUCCUCGCUGGUGCCGUACCGCUGGGCCGACCCGCCCAGCGAGGAGCAGCGGGCCCGGGUCAUCUUCGCCGCCCUGGACGCCCUCAAGCACUGGCAGGAGGCCACCAGCCAGUCGGGAGGCCCAGAGAUCUUCGCUGACCUCACGCAUCAGCAUGUGGCUUUUGACAUCAGCGAGUUGAGCUUCGACCUGCUGCGAGUGGCCCGGUAGCUCCGCCCCCUUUCCACCCCGCCAUCUUUCACCAGGAGAAUGAAGGAAUGCCAACAGAUGUGACUUUUUUUUUUUAUCUCCUGCCGAAGUUUAUAAGUCUCUUUGUGAUUCAUUAAUAAACUCAUCAGGCUCAAGUUUCCCACUCGAAUAUAAGAGUCAAACUGUUGACCUUCCAACCCAGUGAGAAGACGAGAGUCACUUGGUUCUAAAUGGGAAAACUGGGAUCUCAGGACAGAAGAUGAGCGUCGGGAGCGUCCGCCCUCUGCUGCUGCGUUCUCCACUGUGAGGCCGUGCAGAUGGGUGGUCCUUGGUCAUAAUCCAGAGCCAAUGUUCCCUUCUUCAAAUUUGUCAUGUGACGUGGAUUUGUGUUGCGAUCAUUUACAAACACUGGUUUCUCGAUGGGACUUUUUUGACCCAGCAGCACCACUGGCUUCCUGGAGCGUGGAAACGUCCUCCCCAGGUCCUGGUCCUGGUCCAGGUGUGAGGCCUCCACAGUGCUGGGCAGCUUCACUGGGUUCCUGGGCAGAGGGUUCCAGACCGUGACGGUGCUCCACGCACACAGUGUCUUCUUGGCAGCAUCUGAAGAUCAGAAGAAUUUGACAUCUCUCCAACACAUAAACAGAUGGACGGAAGGAAAGCAGCUCUUAACAAGGCCUUCUUUAGAUCCACAGAUGACCAUGCAAACAGGAAAAAUGCGUCGGACAGACUGACAGCCUGAAUGUUUUGAUUCAAGGGCCAGAAGACAGGUGCUCGGCUCUGCCUCUCAGGCUGUGCGGCCUGAGGUGAUGGGCUUGUGAGGGGUGGUGGGGGGUCUGGUCUGGAUCCUCUGCACCGGUGUCUGCCAACCCCAUGGCCUGGGUCAUGUUCGCCUCACAUGACGGUGACCAUAAUCCAGUUGUUUCUGUCCUGAUUGUGCUGCUUCCUGUGCACGGAGCAUAAAUGGCUGCUCAUCUCCGCCCUGAUGGGAUCAGUCAGAGGACGCUCAUGUCCCGGAGGCAGGUCAGGUGAAGGCCGCCUUCCUGGAGAUCCUGCUGAGCUUCUCCUGGGGAAUGGCGCUGGCCUCGUGUCACAAACAUCCUCAGGUCAGCUCAGGCCCUUCACUGUCCCGGGCCCAGUUCCAGACAGUCAAAUCAUCAUCCCAUCAAACCCCAUCUUCAUGGCAGCAGGAAACUGGAACUGGCUGCAAAAGAACCUGCUCCCUUCAGACUGAAGAGGAUCAGAUCUGACUUGAUGGAUUUCAGAAGACACCACUACACUGCAUUAAAAAUAAAUGAAUCAAUGAAAAACAUGUAUCCAAAUGUAAAUUAUUGACAUUGCUUUAGCUAAAAAAUGCAUGUGAUGUAAGAUACUAUUAAGCCAAAAAUAAAGAC